AUGCAGACGUCGAAUAGAGACUACUUCUUUCAAACUACGGCACAGCUGGAGAACGCUGAGAGAAAGCGAGAAAAGUCGAAGAACUCGAAUGGAAGCCCUAUCAAGCUGCAGAGUAAGAUACUGGCCAUAGCAGCAGAUCCUACGAGGAACGAUGCUGUGUUCCUCGCAGAGAGCUCUGGGACUGCCAGACAGCUUAUCCUAGAAACGGGUGAGUCGGCUGCAGUCUACAGAGGCCCUGCUGCCCCGCUGCCCUCUAUCUGUCUUUCUACAGACGGGAGCACUGUCUAUGCUGGCUGCUGGGAUAAGUCUAUCUGGAGCUGGGACGUGAAGACCCGUAAACCUGGCCACAAAUUCACGGGACACACAGACUUUGUCAAGGCGGUAGUUUAUGUCCAUGCCGACGGCCGCAGCCUGCUCGUCUCAGGAGGAGCCGACGCAGAGAUAAUCAUCUGGGAUGCCGCUGCCGGAACAAGAUUACACGUCUUGAAGGGUCAUACCCACGGAAUCCAGUGCCUGGCAGUCGACCCGAUAGCGAGAACAGAGGGUAAUCCACUUACUCUAUUCAGCUCGUCCAGCGGGCAGGGGAUUCAUUCUUUUACCGUUCCGGCAAACCCGAGUGACGCAGUUCUCUCGGAUCCCUUCAAGGUCCAUGAAACCAGCAUCUACAAAAUAUUCUUCGACGAGGACGGGGACCUCUGGACCGCUUCGGCAGAUAAUAUAGCCCGGUGUCUCACCCGUCAGAGCGGAUGGAAGUCUGAAACGGCGCUGGAACACCCCGACUACGUCAAAGAUAUCGUUGUGGACGAGGCCAGGGGGUGGGUCGUCACGGCCUGUCGAGACGAGGAAGUUCGAGUGUGGGAUCGAGCGACCGGGGAACUCCACCACACUUACUCCGGCCACUUUGAAGAAGUGACUGGGCUUCUUAUUGCGGGAUCAAAAGUGGUAAGUGUCAGCAUCGAUGCCACCGUUCGCCAGUGGCCUCUUGAUCCAAGGGAGAUACAGCUUGCAAAGGAUGCGGAGAAGCAGAAGCCGGCAGCCGCCCCGGAACCUGCCCCGGAAUCAAUGCUGACAGAGGAGGAAGAGCGGGAACUCGACGACCUUCUCAACGACAGCAGCUAG
Nannizzia gypsea CBS 118893 is the source of this 1119-nucleotide messenger RNA. RefSeq lists its product as hypothetical. The coding region runs from base 1 to 1119 and encodes 372 amino acids. The record is from RefSeq and is a predicted model, not a curated record. The transcript has 4 exons. Gene Ontology annotation, molecular function: protein binding. Lineage: Eukaryota; Fungi; Ascomycota; Eurotiomycetes; Onygenales; Arthrodermataceae.